Syngnathoides biaculeatus (alligator pipefish) is the source of this 633-nucleotide messenger RNA. Its product is annotated as transmembrane protein 238-like. The record is from RefSeq and is a predicted model, not a curated record. The transcript is spliced from 3 exons. The coding region runs from base 163 to 477 and encodes 104 amino acids. Lineage: Eukaryota; Metazoa; Chordata; Actinopteri; Syngnathiformes; Syngnathidae.
GUCGCAGGUAGGAAAAGGCGGAAGUGGCCGAACUGAAGCGGGAGGAAAGAGGGAAAAAGAAAAAGCGAAAUUGAAACGAAUAUUAAAUUGAAACGAAUAUUAAAAGACGUUGUGAGGAAGCGUUUGCGACCGAUUAUAGCAACCCCAUCUUCUCGACCCACCAUGGGCCUGUGUGACGGCCUGUCCCACUGCAAGCUGGCGCUGGCCUUCGCCGUGCUCAUGGACGUGCUCGGGGCCGUCGCCCUGCUUAUGGGCGUCUUUGCCCCCCUGGAGGUGAAAGGUCAAGACUUCGGGGACUUGCUUGUCUAUACCGGAGCCCUGUUGGUCCUGAUGUCGCUGUGCGGCUGGGUGCUGUGGUACAGCGGCAACAUCGAGGGACUGACGCACAAGAAGGAGCUGGGGCACGUCGGCAGCGCCGUCGACCGCCUCGCUCGCAACCUCAGCCGCAAGAUCCUCACGUACAGGAUCCACCGCUGAGGAUGGGGGGCUCGCCUACGUCAGCCUGUUUUCAAGUUAUUACCAGCUUGUCUGCAACAUUUCAACCUUGGUCUUCUGUUACACUUCAUAUUUUGACAUUUGAUACGGUCAUUUAGCAGAUUUUUUUUUACAUUUCAAUAAAGCUUUUUCAUAUUU